Molecule: messenger RNA, 1611 nt
Organism: Lathyrus oleraceus (garden pea)
Lineage: Eukaryota; Viridiplantae; Streptophyta; Magnoliopsida; Fabales; Fabaceae
Exons: 2
Coding region: 1-1611 (536 amino acids)
Source: RefSeq, a predicted model, not a curated record
AUGUCUCAACAAUCCAACUCUUCUCCUUCCAAGAACAUGCCUUGUUCUCCUAGCGAUGAACCAAGCAACCCUAACAGAGAAGAUCCUGUUGUUGACUCUGUGAAUACCCCACAUGCAAGAAGACCUAAAGAAACUGUAUCAGGCUUCUCCUCAUCCAUCGUUUUUGAGGAACGAACCAAAGAAGGUUCCAGGUAUGUUCACAAUGCCAUUGCCAAUAUAGUGACUAGAAUACUGUCUGGAAAUCAUGAGGUCCCUGGGGUUUCCAUUCCCUUAAACACUAUUGAACCUGAUACUGUUGUUGAUCAAGAAAAUACUGAGUCUUUAGGAAAGAACAUCUCUGAUGAUGUUGAGAAAACUGAUGCCCAUAAGGAGUCAAAUGUUGACAAACCCUUAGAUAAUGUGGCUGGUGAGGAAGUUCAUGUCACUCAUGAUGUCAGUGACAACCCUAACUGUGAGGCUGAAACAGUAGACCUAGAGGAAUUUUAUGAUAAUGAGUUGUUGUCCUCUGUCCUCCCUAGCAUAGCCAAAAGGGUUAGGACUAGGAGAGAAAAGAAAACUGUGGCUCAAAGGUCCCCCAGAAAGAAGAUUGAUGUUCCAACCUCUUCCAAGACAACGGUGGAAGUCGAGAGUUCCCUCAAGAGGAAAGAAUUAGCUCAGAAUGUCCUAGACUGUAAGGAUAUUAUGGAUCUUAUUCAAGAGGCUGGUUUAAUGAAGACUGUGACUCAGUUUUCAAAGUGCUAUGAGAUGUUGGUAAAGGAAUUUAUUGUUAAUUUGUCUAAAGAAUGUGCUGAUGGCAAGUCUAAGGAAUUCAGGAAAGUGUAUGUGAGAGGCAAGUGUGUAAAUUUCUCUCCUUCAGUGAUCAACAAGUAUUUGGGAAGGCCUGAUGAAGCUCAACCUAAGCUUGAGGUGACUGACAACAAAAUCUGUCAAGUCAUCACUGCUAAUCAGGUAAGGAAGUGGCCUCUCAAAGGAAAAUUGGUGGCAAGUAAACUGAGUGUCAAGUAUGCAAUGCUGCACAAGAUUGGAGCUGCUAACUGGGUGCCCACCAAUCAUAAAUCUACAGUUGUUGUAAUGCUUGGAAAGUUUAUAUAUGCUGUUGGAACCAAAGCCAAAUUUGACUAUGGCUCCUAUAUUUUUUAUCAAACUUUGAAGCAUGCAGGAAGCUUCAGUGUGAAGGGUCCUAUAGCCUUUCCUUCUCUCAUAUGUGGUAUUGUUUUGAAUCAGUUUCCAAACAUCUUAACUGAGAAUGAUUCUGUGAAGAAAAGAGACAGCCCUAUGUCUUUCAAUCAUAAGCUGUUCCUAGGUACCCAUGUCCCUGACAUUGUCAUGACAUCAGGUGAGACAUCACGUGUAAGCAAUCAGCCAGGUAAAGCUGCUGUCAUUGCAAUGCUCAAAGAAACCUGUAGGGAAUUAGAGGCAAGGAAGCUGAACUUGGAAAAAUUGAUUAGCUCUUUGGAGAUGAAUGAAGGUGAUGUACUAGCUGAUGGUGGAGAAUUUGGUGAAGCUGCUGCUAUUGCAGAAGAAGCUGAAAGACAAGGUGAAGAGGGAGAAGUAGAUGCCAAACCUGAUGAUGGCACAAAUUAUGAUGCUGACUCUGAGUCAGAUGACUAG